AAAUUACAAUCUAGGAAACUGUAAUGUAAAGGAAAACAAAUGAAUGUGUGCUUAAGUAAGGGCAUUAGCUGAGACAAGUCCUCUUUGCUUUCAGUACCUGUCCAGUUAUAGCAUGUCGGUGCAAGUAGCGUCUUUUGUAACCUGUUCUGUAGACAAGUAAGUUUAAGGAUCAGCAAAAAGUGCAUGUUCUGUUCCUCCAACUGACUUAUAUUUAAAAUGCUAAAGAUUGCAGCACUGAUAAUCUUCCAGCUUUACACUGACAUUUCAGCACUUAUUUACCCAUGUCAGGAUACAGUGGAACAACUGUAUUUUAGAAUAUACGAGUUCUCUUGCAACUGUCGGUGAACUGUGGUUUGAAACGAGCCUCAAACUUCACAUUUUCAGCUACUGCUCUCCUUUUGAAUACAGACAAUGAAAUCAUAACGAUCAACCCUGCUUCACAAUUUGUGAUUUUCUUGUGGAGCUAUAAACAAAUCAGCUUACAUAAUUUGUUCUUAAGUAUUCAAUUUCUUUGUCCAGUUAAGAGAAAAUAAAACCAGUUUCCCUGAUCAAAAUGCAAAUAUUGGAUCUAGAAUUUGGUUUAAUGCCAAAAAAUCAAAAGAAGCAGGUCACGCUGUUGUUGCUUAGGUAAAAAUAGAAAGCUACAGUUGGAAGAAAAGUGACUCACUAAGCAGUAUGGUGAUGGCAAAAUAGGAUGUCAGCCAAAACGCAGGAAACAAGAUGGGAACACCCAGAUCAGUUUAACAGUCUGUAUUUUACACUCUCAAAGAGUGGUAGUUUCAAAGAUUACUGCAGGAAAUUUAAGCUUUAAAUGAAUGUAACUGGAUUGUAUUUCUACACUUAUUAAGCUGUUUGAAUGUGGGUAAGUUUUAGUAAAAUGUGAAUUGUAUAUUUUUGGGGUUUUUUUUGUGUUUGUUUUUAGUUUGUUGGCUUUUUCCUCCAGUCCAACUGUAAGACAAUCCCUUUUUGGUAACUUUGUUUACAGUAAGGCUGCCUGGAGGUUAGCUCUGGAUGCUGUGAGAGGUGUCCAGCAGCAGCACGCAGUAGAUAGACAGUGGUACACAUGUACCAAGGGAGUUACUGCAGCACUGCAGUCUGGAGUGGAGCUGAUGGCACUGAUUGGAGCUGAUUGAUUUUUAUUGCUCUGGAGCAACUUCAACUGCCAUGUAGCUGUGUCCUGAUUUUUAAAAAUCCCCCUGUACUUAUAAGAUGGUGUGCUUUGUUUUGCUUUUCUAAUUAUAAACCGGUGUAACAACACAAAAGGAAGUGGAUUUCUUCCUAUUCUCAUGCACAAAACCAAGCAGAUCCAGCAAUUUUAUUAUGGCAGGUAUGCAUCGAUCCUAGUGUUGGGUUCCUGUGCUGCCAUUGCUUGCCUGCAGCUGAACUGCUUUGAUCAGGUAGUGGUUCAGUUUGGUACCCUGGAAAAAGGAAGGAGACAGCAAGAGUGAGAUGAGGUACUGUGCUGCUCUCAUGUUUUCAUAAUGGCUGUCCCCGAGCUCAGAGCUCUUGAGCCCUAAGAAUCUAAGACAGCAGUCAAUGUGGGGGGCAAAAAUCUGUAUAGGGGUAUUCCUAAGAUAAGGUGAGUCACCAGUUCAUUGCAUUUGCUUGAAUUUAAGUGAACUUAACUAAUAGUUCAUUUCAUGAAGCAAGUAGACAAUCUCAUGACUUUUUAAACUCUUAAUAUUUCAAGGCUUUUGAAGCGUGUGACUUCAGAUAUAAUUACAGGUUUGUAAUACGCAAACACAACACGACUGCUCAUUCAGAGAAUCAUGAAUUUGGGGGGUUCAAGGGCAACUUUCUUUUGAAGUGAAGCGCAAGGUGGAAUUAGUUAGCUGAAGCAUCCGUAGGUGUUUCUAAUUCCAGGAGAGAAGCUGUUAGUCAAAUGUUUACAUUGUGUUUCAUUUCCUUUACAGUAGUUUCUUGAAUCCCUGCCUUACUUUUAAAAUACGGAACUACCUUUAACCUACUUUUUGGAAUAGCAAGAUAAUAAAACUAAUUCAGAGCUGACUGUUCUGGGGGAAGGGCUAGAGAGCUUUUGCUGUAAUUUUUUAAAUGCGGAGUGAUGCCUUUGCUAGGAGGUGAUGGGUUCUGAAUACUGACAGUGCAGCUGCUUUUUCUCCGGUGUACCUGACUUUCCUGCCAUGGGACUCUUAGACUGAAGCAUCUCCUUACGAACUGUCUGUACUAAGAGUUCAAAAAAAUAAGAUCCAAGUACUUAAGCAGUAUUUUUAGCCUUCCAAAAAAAUUGUAGCAGAUGAGGGAAGCAGAGGUGAGGUGGGCAACCAUGCCAUGAUGCCUGCUGGACAGCUGGGGCAGGGCAGGAGCAGGGCUUGUGUCAGCUGGGAAUUCAGGCAGCCAAGACCAUACCCUCCGUGUUCUGUUUAGUGUUUCGCUUGCUCGGUUUCAACUCUAAAAAGUGAAGUUGAAAUCUGAUUACUUUAGAUCGGUGGCCUUCAAAAUCCAUUAUGGAUGCCUAAAGAUUUUCCAGGGAAGGUUUGGACUGUUACCGAGCAUAUUUAAAGGCAAUUAGCAGUUGUUUCAUGGCUUCUCUAAGAAAAUAGCUCUCCAGAUCAGUGGAGGCCAGGACUAAUGGAUACUUCAAGUUGAACAAAUUUGUCUGUCUUUGAAGAAGGGCACUUUAUGAAAAUGAGCUCUCCUCCUGAGAAAAGGAGGACAAGCUUGGUAGAUAAAUGUCUUUUCCAACCUAAACGAUUCUAUGAUUCUAUAUUUGUGGUGUCCAGUGCAGUAUGAAAGGUGCUAGGACACCAGAAUAAGCGUGGACUGAGAGAGGUGACGUGUUGGCACUGUGGAGUGGUGACAGGAGGAGGGCAGGGAGCCGGAGGAGCUCUCCUGGGACAGGACAGGACAGGGCAGCAGCUUGCAGCUGGAUCUGCUGCUGGAACAUAAGGGGUUUACGUGAUACUCGGUGGCGUUUCCUGUCUAAGCCUAGAAAAUAGAUUAAAUGCUCUUCUAAUAUACAUAUUUCAGGAAAACACUUUCUGUAAUUACUACAGAAAAUGCUGCGAAAGGAAAGGGAAGGGAGUUGGUCCACACAAAUGUGACCUGGUUGGGAAAGGAGUCAGAUGGGCACAACUGGAGUAACUGAAGUGUUGGGAGAAUCCUUGAGUUACAGUUAAGUGGAUUUGUGACUCACUAGUACCACGUACCUAACUUCCGUAGGUGGUGUAGGAUGUGAGCCAAUUCAACUUUUUUGGGGUGAGGGUGACUUCUUUGCCUCAGUGAUUGUGCACGGGGGAGGACGAGGAUCUGAAGGCUUUCUUUGUGACGUUGGUUAAAUGGGCUUUUCUCUUUGUCUAUAAGGUGUAGAACAUCAGUUCUGUUGAGGUUGGUAUGUGCAGGAAACAAAAGGAAGACAAAAUGAUGUGCCUCCAGGUUUCAGUUCUCCAGUUUUGUAUGUUUUGGUUUAUGUGUAGUAGCUUCAAGUCUAAAUUUAUACUUGUCUCUUUUUCCCUUCUAGAGUAGUCUUGACAUCUGCUGCUAUUUCUUGUGACCACCUGGUCAAUAAAAUUUAGUUUCAAUGUAUUGAUUAAAGGGCUGUAGUGCCUUGUUACUUUAAUUCCUAUGUACUUGUGUCAACUAACUGGGUUUUUUUAACUAUUUUAAGGGGAAUAAACCCCAGACGCUGCUGGGAUGCAUAUUUUAUGCUAUAUGCCUGCAUAUUCUGUUGCUAGACAUGAAGCAGAAUGAUCAUCAUAUUUGUAUAGUUAGAUUGUAGGAUUGAUGUUGUUCUAUGCACAGUAUAUGAUGUAUGUCUUAAACAGGGCUGAUUCAUAAACAAAAGCAAACAGUUACAGCGCGCGCACACAGAGUAAGACUUUCUUUAAACUAAACACUGAGUUUGCUGUUUCUAUAAAUGUCUUUCCACCCUUGCCCUCAAUUACAUCAACUUGCAUCAUCUGUGUCUGUUGUAUAGGAACAAUUACCAGGCUCCUUAAUAUUUAUAGGGUUUUUUACUUUAUGAAAAUUCUUAGAAGUUGCUAAAUGAUAUGGAAAUAUAGUGGAGCUAAAAAAAGUCAGUAUGCCACAUAAACUUCGUAGGAAAACAUAUUUCUCAACACCCAUGGCUAUUUGUGCUGUAAUUUUUCUUUUUUUUAAAGUUCAGAUCAAAUACCUCGUUUGUAACGUUGCUGACAUAAUUUUCAAGUGUUGGCCCUGCCUUUGUAAUGCUGCUAGAAAACGGUAGCAUCUUCUAGUUCAAUACUUGCUGUUUAUCAUCCUUUAAUAAGAUGCAGUUUUGAUUUUGAAACAACAUUGUGUUUUUGUAACUGCAGCCAAUACGAAUGUGUGUCUCUAGCUAGUUUGGUCUCUCCUCCAUCCUUAAGGCAAAGAACUGGUUGCUUCUGAAGUAAUAGGUCUGAUACAGGAACAGAGGCAGUGUUUGCAAAUUUAACUUAAAAAUACUUUGGAUGAAUACUUUGAGUAUGAAGCUGAGGAGUUCCUGGUCUCCUUGGCCUUGUUGAUCACCGAAGGUCGAACGCCUGAGUAUUCGAUCAAGGGCAGAACAGAGGGCUUUCACUGCCCACCGGCACAGUCAAGUCAGCCGCCAACAACUAAGCAUGAAUGCAGCGACAAACUGGCUCAGUGUCGUCAAGCCAGGCGAACCAGAUCUGAGGUUAUGCUACUGUGGAAGAACAAUAUUCCAGUCAUGGUAGAAGUGAUGCUACUUCCAGACUGUUGCUAUAGCGAUGAAGGGCCCACCACCGAGGGGAAUGAUUUAAAUGAUCCUGCAAUCAAACAAGAUGCAUUGCUGUUAGAAAGGUGGAUUUUGGAGCCAGUUCCUCGACAGAGUGGAGAUCGAUUUAUUGAAGAGAAGACCCUUUUAUUGGCUGUUCGCUCUUUUGUUUUCUUCUCUCAGCUAAGUGCGUGGCUGAGCGUUUCACAUGGUGCUGUUCCCCGAAACAUUCUGUACAGGGUGAGCGCUGCAGAUGUGGACUUGCAAUGGACAUUCUCCCAGACACCGACUGAGCAUGUCUUUCCUGUUCCUAAUGUUUCUCACAAUGUGGCCUUGAGAGUCAGCGUCCAGUCCUUGCCCAGACAAUCGAAUUACCCGGUUUUGACCUGUAGUAUUCACACGAACCUUAGCUUUUACGAAAAGCGAAUGCAAGAGCGUAAGUUACAUCAGCGCAGCGAUUCCAGUGUGGCACAGCAAUGCAGUACCUCCAGUCCACAGCGCUUCUGUGGGAAACAGACAUGGACAAUGACACCUGAAGGCCUACUUAAUGGAAAAAAGACAACUGAGUUUACUACAUCUAUCAGAAAUUUAAAACUUUAUCCAUCUACUGGACUUGGAUCUGACUUUGGGGCGUCACAGCCUAAAGUUCAGGGCUAUAAUGCUACAGCGGACAAUAAGACAAAAUCUCGUGAAACACCUGUGAGAACUUUUAAAUCCUUUUCUCUAGUUGAUUCCCGUGGUUCAAAUAGUCACUGCGCUCACCAGCCCACAGGAGAAACCAAUCCUUUGAUAGGCUCUUUACUUCAAGAGCGACAAGAGGUCAUCGCGAGGAUUGCUCAGCACUUGAUUCACUGUGAUCCGGCUACUUCACCGGUUGUUGCUGGACGCCCGUUCAACAUACAUGAGAACGGCUCAGCUACACCAAAAGCUUUUCGGAGUACCUACGAAGACGAAAACUUGCCAAGGAAAGGCAAGGAAGCCUCCCCAGUUUCUGUUGCCAGCUUAGACAAUGCAGUACAAGAAGAUGGUGGUGAAGGCAAAACGAGAGCGGUACCAGAGAUCAGUCUGCUCGAUGCCCGUGUUCCAGUGAACCACUGUGGCCGUCAUUUGGCAGGAGAGAGUAAUCCCCUGAUCGAUUCUCUGCUCCAGGAGCGGCAGGAGGUGAUAGCAAGGAUUGCCCAACACUUGAUUCAUUGUGAUCCAGCUACUUCUCAUGUCACUGGACGUCCAUUCAAAGUGCAUGAGACUAGCCCUGUUACUUCCAAAGUUUUCCGAAGUACAUAUGAAGGUGAAAAUUUGCUGAAGAAAGGCAAGGAAUCAUCUUCUGUUUCUUUUGCUAGAUCUGAUUUUUCUUUGUUAGAAGACAGCAGUAAAUCAAGGAUGAAGACACCUGAUACUCCAAUCAGUCCUUCUAGGUUUGAUGGAGAAUUGAAGGCUUCUCUGAAACUCCAAGCAAGAAGAAAAUUGGUUUUAGCAAAACCCAGUGAAGCUGUCCGAAAUGCAUUUCAUCAGACUUCAAAUAAAACUUCUCAUGCAUUUACUAACAUUCAUACAUCAUCAUCGUGUGUUAAAGAAAAUAAAUCUGAAUUGCCAGAUAAAUUGGAAAUGAUAAGUUCUGGUUAUGCACAGAAAGACCAGAUAACCAACAGAAUUAAACAGUGUUCAAAUUUGAGCAGCAUUGAUGAACAGAUUCGCACAAAUAAACUAAAAGAAAGAACAGUUGUUAGUGAGAACAAUGGCAUAGACAGUUUUAACAAUUUACAGGUAGAUAAAUGCAGAAUACUUGAAGGUACAAAAAAAGCAACUGUGAUGCAGGUAUCUGACUCUUUGCACAAAAAUGAGCUCAAGUGUUUAGAUAAAGACUCAAAAAAACCAAAUAUUUAUGAGCAAAAUACUCAGCUUAUUAGUAUUGAAAAUUAUUUAAAUAAAGACCAUGACAGUUUCAAAAACAAAAGCAAACAAGAUAAAACAAAAACUGCACACGAUGAGAAUGAGGACCCAAUAAGCCUCGAUUUCCAAAGCACUUGUCAGAAGAAACCUACAGAAGACUGCAUAGUUAAGUGUGAGCGGCUGAAGAACCCAGAUGUACAGAGAGCACCAUCUCUAAAACACACAAAUAUAUGGCGGAAACAUAAUUUUCGAUCCUUGGAUGGAACUUCAACCAAGGCUUUUCAUCCAAGAACUGGAUUGCCUCUGCUUUCAAGUCCUGUUCCUCAAAGAAAAACGCAGUCUGGGUGCUUUGAUCUGGAUUCAUCACUGCUGCAGUUGAAAUGUUUGUCUGCAAGAAGCCCACAACAAUGUAUAAACAGAGACAGUGAUCCAGAGAGCCAUGGGAAACCAAUUCUAAGUUCUAGUGCUCCACCAGUAACAAGUCUUAGCCUUCUGGGAAACUUUGAGGAAUCUGUCCUGAAUUUUCGCUUAGACCCGCUUGGCGUCGUGGAAGGUUUCACAGCGGAAGUGGGAGCAAGUGGAGUCUUUUGUCCCACGCACAUGACUCUGCCAGUUGAAGUGUCAUUCUACAGUGUUUCAGAUGAUAAUGCACCCUCUCCUUACAUGGGUGUAAUUACUUUAGAGUCCCUUGGUAAAAGGGGUUAUCGGGUACCGCCUUCAGGAACAAUACAAGUGACCUUAUUUAACCCUAACAAAACUGUGGUGAAGAUGUUUGUGGUGAUCUAUGACUUGCGAGAAAUGCCAGCUAAUCAUCAAACAUUCCUACGGCAAAGAACUUUUUCUGUUCCUGUGAGACGAGAAAUCAAGAGAACUGUCAAUAAAGAAAAUAGUCAACAGACUGAAGAAAGGCUACUACGCUACCUCAUACAUCUGAGGUUCCAGAGUUCUAAAUCUGGAAAGAUCUACCUCCACAGAGAUGUAAGGCUCCUAUUCUCUCGGAAAUCCAUGGAAGUUGAUAGCGGCGCUGCAUAUGAACUCAAAUCUUACACUGAAUCUCCAACAAAUCCUCAGUUUUCACCAAGAUGCUAGCAAACAAUGGCAAACUAAAGUAUUCAUUUUACUGUUGAUUACUCCUUGUGAGCAAAGACUGGUAGAGAUGACAGUAUAAAGUUAAGUCUGUAAAGGAAUGAAAAUAGCGCUCGAGAGAGAGAAGGUUCUUAUGUAAUCCUGGACCAGUUUUUAAAAGGUUUCUGGAAUGAGCUUUGUGUAUUCCAAGUAGACUGGAAACAUACUUAAAUGUAAUCUUUUUGUACUGUUUAAAACCACUUCAUUGGAUGUGUUGCAAUAGCAAAUUCCCAAGUUAGUUUAGUGUUUACACUUUUUAUUUUAUUUUUCAGUUAUUUAAUAUUUAAUGUUUCAUUUAAUACUCAAGUGAUGUUUGUCUUUAGUGUUCUAAUGUAGCAUAAAUCCUAUGUAAAAUCAUACUAUGUAUUUUUGGCAUUAAUAUUGAAAUCUGAAAUAUAUAAAGAUGUCUUUAAUCUGUGUGAUGUUUUAACUGAUACUCAUUUAAGUUAUUGAAAAUGGGGUCAACAGGUGAAUUUCCAUAACAUUUCAUACUAUGCAAGCAUUUAGCUUUCUUUUUUUUUUCUCUUCAGGGGUACCCUUUACCAUUUUUUCUCACAGAUUUAGUAACACUUGUGACAGUAAUGCAGAUUAUUUAUUUACUUAUUCAUGCAUUGAGAUCAUUGGUUCGAUUCAUAUUUUGCUGCCUCAGUUUCUUUCUUUCCUUAAGGGCCACUUUUGAUUUUGCUUUCUGUUACUAUUUUUUCCUCACAUAAAAUUCACACCCCCCCCAUUUUAAUUUCUCAGAUUGUGUUAAAGGAUGUACUGUGCAAGCAAAUUAGUAUUUAUAUCUUAAAUAUAUGCAAAUUCUAUGAAACUUGUACUUUUUGUUUUGUUUUUUAGAUAAGGAGGAUCUUCAUGUAAUCUUAAAUAUUUUUAAUAGGUCAAUUCCAUUUAGGCCACUAGGUGGCCAUUGGAAGUUUUGCUAGAAAAUGCUACAUGGGCAAAUAUUUUCCAAUACUUAUGUGUAUUCCUCAAGCAAAACAGUCAGCUAAACAGUUUAUGCUAAGUGUUAAACUGUGUAUCUGAGAGAAAUAAAGUUAGAAGCAUUUCAUUAUA
Messenger RNA from Falco peregrinus (peregrine falcon), 8764 nucleotides. RefSeq names its product atos homolog A (gene ATOSA). Lineage: Eukaryota; Metazoa; Chordata; Aves; Falconiformes; Falconidae. The transcript is spliced from 12 exons. The record is from RefSeq and is a predicted model, not a curated record. Bases 4637 to 7672 code for a protein of 1011 amino acids.